AUGUCAUCUAUCUUGAAUAAUGCCUCUUACAGCUCGGGGCUAAGAGCACUGUCGAGUUUGCAGUUAUGCAGAAGCACAUCUAUUCAGAACCCAUUCCGACGCACUCCUUGUCUUCGAUGUGCGCGCAUCCGCAUUCGACGCCUUGCAAAUUUAUCCCAAGCUGCUAUAGAUGCCUCCCAUCAUGAUCGUGAUACACCGCGCAUUUCUCGUGGCCCGUUAGCAUACUGGGAGGAGCUGCGUUCGAGGUCACUGAAUUCUUUGGUCUCGGACUAUUCGGAAGCUCCGAAUAAAUCGACAGCGACUUCCAUCUCAGUCAACAGCCCUUGGAAUGGCACGACAGAAUCUACCGACAAUCGUGCAGAUGAUUUGGGCAACAUCAUAUCCACUGGUAUAUCAGAUGACGGCUUGCAUGGUGUGAGACUGGAAAGGGAAGCACCCUCCUCUCGUCCGCGUCAAGAAAUAGACCCCUGGGAAGAUGAACGGCCUUGGGAGGAGACGAGUCUUGAGGUAGAAUCAUUUUUUCUUAAGAAAGAGAAAUAUAGUCGUGAUGAAGAUGGCAGUCUCAACAAGGAACUUUUUCGCGCUCUUACCGAAUCUUUGCCUCACAUCAAACACGGCCGUUAUAUGAAUGAUAAUGUUUUUUCGCGAAUUUUGCAAAAAUACCUGUUAUCCCUGAGAUCGCAAGCUUCUCCAGGUUCCGGUUCGGAUGAACAAGCGAUAUUGACAGUUUCUGAAACCUUUACUCGAAGAACCCGGUGGAUAUUGUACAGCAGAGGCUAUUCUCCAGAAGAUGUAGCCGCCUGGGCGUGGAUUCUUAGUGCCCAGGAUUCAUUACGAGCCGCAAUGAGGCUUUUUCUCUGGGAUAGCCAGAACCCGUCUAGACGACGAACACCAAUAUUUGUUGUGAAAAUACUUCUUCAUCGCCCACAUAUCGAUGUGCGCGCUUAUCGGAUUCUUCUCUCUUAUUCAUUAUCCUAUCUCCUUCGGCGACCCCUCAAAUCAAUGACAUCGGUAACGGAUUCAAAUGCUGCAAAUUCACCGUUCGAGUAUGGCGUUGCCAUUCUAUCUGCGAGAAAAGCUCACUCUUUAAUAAACGUCUUAUUGAGAAGAGCUCGUGAAAUGCUGCCGGCGGCCCAAUUCAACAUCGCUCAGGCCUACGCUUACUAUUUGAUUCAUCUGCUCCCGCUUACUCAUUCGAAACCAAUGGAGUGGGAAACUAAUAGACUCCGAGCUGAGUGCUUCAAUGAGUGUAUUAGAUUAUUGGGGAUACCGUCGAGAGUACGGCCAUACUUAUCUUCGUCUAUUCAGCAACAAGCACAAUUUGAAUUACUCAAGGCGAUGGCUGCCCACAACCCCGUCAUACCAGUCAAUCGCUCAGGCUAUGAAGCCAUCAUGGCAGUACAAUUGGCCCAUGUGAAAACUCCGGCAGAAAGAAUAUUUGCAAAACAAAAGGCACUCUCGUGGCCCCCUUGGAAAGAAGCUCGAAUGGGAAUUGACUCAGAGCGUGGGAACGAGGGUAUGCGGAGUCGCACGAUGCAAGUAUUGUCUCAGAUGAUAGAAGCUGGCUACGCUCUCUCUUCCUGGGAUGAUGUAGCUGCAAUUCUUGCGGGCUGGGAUAUGGAUGGCACUCCCACCAUCCAGACGCGGAGUCUAGCGAGACCACAAAAGUCUUUGGGGCCUGGUACUAAAGAGUCCAAGGUUGUUUCAACAAUUUGGGCAAGCCGAAUUCAUGCAACUCGCACUUUACGGGAGGCUUGGGCGUGUUUUCUAUCGUACGAAGCUCGUUAUGCUGUUCCCAGUGAACCAGUAUACCAUGCCAUGGCAAAAAAGUUGAUUUAUAGGAUGGAAGAAAGUGACGAUAUAAAUACUAAGAAUGGGCCCCUUCCGGGAGAUGGUUUCGAGGUUUAUCCAGAACCAAGCUCGGCUCGCGACUUGACAUAUGUUCCUACAGAGCCGCCAACACUUGAAGAACUGCUUGAGCGGAUGAUAUCACAAGGGGUCUUACCGGGCGUUGAUUUUGUCGCUUUACUAGUACGUUUUUCGCCGGAUUUUUCAACGGGAUUGAGAUACAUGGCUGCUUUUCUGAGCCCAAAACAAACGAAGGCCGUGAGUACUCUUUAUGUUGGGGACCUUGAAGGGGAUAGUUUGGCUACCCUUAAGGCAAUGAAAUUUAGCCUCUUCGACUCGAUUAUUGCCUUCUUUUGCGCCAAAUCACAAUUCCCAUGUCCCGGACAUCGUUUUCGUAAAUCGGAUCUUUUCCCAAUUCUGAUGCAGCGACCAUCGCAGCUCGUGGUUGAUACGAGCACAUUUUUCUCCGACGAAGACGUCCUACGAAAAGGCAACGGGAACGGUCAUCCACAGGCAUUAUCGCACGCAGUUGAACUCUUGCUUGCCAGAAAGCCGCGGCGAGUGACAGCAUGGUUACCGUUACUCAAGGCUUUAGCUUCGCCAAGGGGACCAAAUGACGAAAGAUUAGUCAAAGCACAUGUGCACUGGUACUUUGCUUGGUACGAGACAUCCGAAGUGAUGCACUGGAUGCAAGAAUUGGCACUUGAGCCUGGGAUGGAGGGCUUUAUCGUCCUUUGUCAAAUAUUCUCUCAAGCAGUCGGUGUCGGGGUUCAAAGUAUAGCGGCAGCUGAAGAAAGCUUAUACUUAGCCCAGCGAAUGAAGAGGCAAAAUGACAAGCUACAUGUCACCAUUGCGACUGAUUUCGAGUCAUUCGUUUUCCAGGGGGUUCGGGUCUUGAAGUCUUAUUUCGAUCGUCUUGUGCUACCGAUUCAUCCUACGUUCAUUGGAAAUCAAUGUUCUAGCGACGAUAUUGGCGAGCCUUCCUCGCCUGAACUGCCUGAAUCGAAUGUGCCGGAUAUGGUUCAGGUGCCCACUCCUGCUGCAUUGCAUGCUUUUGUCAGAGCUCUCGGAACAGCGGAGGACUAUGACGGUAUACUCAAUCUGCUUGAAUGGAUGAGUCGAUACGCAUCGGAAAUUGCGGAAGCUGCUGAUCAGAAGCGAGGUGGCAGAAAGAUGCUGCGGCGCACCUUGACGGCUGUGAGAGUUUAUCUUGAAGAUCUGAAUGAGCUCAAGUUGUCUGUGCCAGUGAGUGGCAAGGCGCCCCACGAUUAUUAUUACCAUGCCGGCGAGAAAGAGGAUGAUAUUACAGAGACUCGUCCCAUAUUCGCCGACGGUCGAGUUGAAGAGGCCUACGAGAUUAUUGAGAGCACAGCAAUUUGGGGAUCAUGGCCCUCGGACGAUGAGGUUCGAGCAUACGUUGCACGGUAUUUGCAUCCUGAUAUAUAG
Talaromyces marneffei is the source of this 3294-nucleotide messenger RNA. RefSeq lists its product as uncharacterized. Lineage: Eukaryota; Fungi; Ascomycota; Eurotiomycetes; Eurotiales; Trichocomaceae. The transcript is spliced from 2 exons. The coding region runs from base 1 to 3294 and encodes 1097 amino acids. The record is from RefSeq and is a predicted model, not a curated record.